Messenger RNA from Octopus bimaculoides (California two-spot octopus), 2967 nucleotides. RefSeq names its product aminoacylase-1. NCBI's taxonomy places the organism in Eukaryota, Metazoa, Mollusca, Cephalopoda, Octopoda, Octopodidae. The record is from RefSeq and is a predicted model, not a curated record. Gene Ontology annotation, molecular function: aminoacylase activity. Gene Ontology annotation, cellular component: cytoplasm. Gene Ontology annotation, biological process: amino acid metabolic process.
UCCUCUCUCUAUUCCUCACUCACUCCGUCGUUGUUUCUCUUUCCACAUAUUUUCUCCUGAUAACGAUCAUUCCUCUUCAUUACAUCUGACUUUGAUUCAUUUGAAAAUGGGAUCCGAAACCGAGAGAAGAAACCCUUCUGCUGAACACCAGGCUGUGACUAACUUCAGACGGUAUUUACGAAUCAAGACUGUCCAGCCUGAACCUGACUAUGAUGGAGCAAUAAAGUUCCUAAAAGAAAUGGCUGGAGAACUUGGUUUGCCAUAUAAAGUGAUUGAGGUUUCUCCAGGCAAUCCUGUGUUUGUGAUGACUGUUGAAGGAAAAGACCCUUCCUUACCAUCUUUGAUGUUGAAUUCUCAUAUAGAUGUUGUUCCAGUGGAUAUGGAUUGCUGGAAAGUCGAUCCUUUCAGUGCUGAGAAAAUGGAAAAUGGAGAUAUUUAUGCUCGAGGAUCUCAGGACAUGAAAUGUGUUGGAAUACAAUAUAUUGAAGCUAUACGCCAACUUUUAAAAGAUGGGAAGAAGAUGUUGAGAAAUGUUCACUUGACUUUUAUGCCAGAUGAAGAAGUUGGUGGCAAACUUGGAAUGCAGUUGUUUAUAAAGCGUGAAGAAUUUAAGCAGAUGAACAUUGCUUUUGCUUUGGAUGAAGGGUUAGCUAAUCCAACUGAACAUUUCACUAUUUUCUAUGGAGAAAGAUCUGCUUGGUGGGCUAAAAUCAAAUGUCCUGGUAAUCCUGGCCAUGGCUCAAGAUUUAUUGAAAACACUGCUGCUGAAAAAUUUAGAAACAUCAUAAAUAAAUUGUUAAGUUUGCGGGAUGAAGAAGAAAAGAGGUUAAAAUCCAAUCCAAAUCUUGUUCUUGGUGAUGUGACCAGUGUAAAUUUGACUAUGGUUGAGGGUGGCCUGCAGCACAAUGUUGUUCCUUCUCGGUUCACUGUUUGUUUUGAUAUUAGAGUCCCUCCAUCAGUUGAUCCUGUCCAAUUUGAAGAAAAGCUUAAUAACUUGUGCAAGGAAGCUGGAGAGGGAUUGACUCUUGAAUAUGUGCAGAAAGGCUGUGAUAACAAGCUAACCUCCAUUGAUGACGGUAACAUUUGGUGGAAGACAUUCUCCUCAACAUUUGAAAAUAUGAAUUUGAAAAUUAAAACAGAAAUAUUUCCUGCUGGCACAGAUAUCAGAUAUCUACGUGAGCUUGGUUAUCCAGCUCUAGGUUUUUCUCCUAUGAACUUCACACCAAUAUUAUUACAUGACCACAAUGAGUUUCUUAAUGAAAACAUCUUCUUGAAAGGAAUCGAUAUCUACUACAAUUUGAUUUCUAAUCUUGCAAAUGUUAAAUAAUUCUCCAUUUAUACAUAUAAAAGUUUGUUCUCCUGCAUGAUCUCAGCUGUAACGAAAAGAUAAUGUUUGGAAGAAAAUGAAAAAGAAAUAGAGGGAAUCUGAAAUAAGUGAAUUACAUAUUUAAUUAUAUGUACAUGUUUUCAUGCAUACAUAUACAAGUACAUUGUGUGUGUAUGUGUGUGUGUGCAUGUGUGUGUGUGUAUAUCUAUCCACUCUACCAAUGUACUCUUCCAAUGUACUGAGUUCUAUAUUUCAGAUAAUGAUUGCAGUAAAAUAUAUUUUUAUAUACCUUACAACUCUUACAUUUAUAUAUAUAUAUAUAUAUAUAUAUAUAUAUAUUGAAAUUAUAAUAAGGGUGUUGAAUGAUUACAACACCAGUCUUUAUAAAAUUAUUUUAUAAUUCCUCGCUGUCUAUUUUCCUCGCUUACAACCUUGUGUAGUGGAGUAAUAAUCUAAGUGAUUCAUAGACCAUUUGGGGUCCAUUUCUAGCAGACUGGUGUUUUAAUCAUUCAACACUCUUAUAAUUUUAAUAUAAAUUAACCAUUAUAAUAUUUUUAGUAUGCUUGCCACUGAUAAAUCAUUAAAUAAUGAUUUUAUCCUAAUUAUGUAUGAAAAUAUAUAUAUAAAUAUACAUAUAUUUGUUUUCUAUCAAAUUAUUAUAAAAACGAUUUUAUAUGAAACUGAGGAAGUAUUCAAUAUUCUUUUGUAGAGUGCAUAUCAUUUUUUAACAAGAAUUGACAGUGACUUCAAAGUUUCAGCCUGCUAGGCCAAGCCAUAACUUUGAAAUCACCGUCAGUACUAUUCUUGUUAAAGAAUAAUAUAUGUAACAUUUUUCAUCAUGUGUAAGGUAAAGAAAGAUCACAUUUCCAAACCAUGGUUUCAUUCUGUCAAUCUUUUAAUCAACUGCACAACUCAUCAGUGACUGAGAAGGACUGAAACGUUGUGAACUGUGAUUGUUUCUGAUUGAAUGAAAUAUAUAUGGGGUCCACAUAUGUAAUCCUUGUAUAUUUUACAUAUAUGAGUAAACAUAUGCCAGACCUAUACACAAAUUUGUACUUAACGUUGUGUAUAUAUAACACCCACUUCACAUACUCACAGGCACUAAUACACGCACACACACACACACACACAUAUGCAUGCAUGCUUGUAUGUAUGUGUAAAUGUACAUACUUUAUUUCAAUCUCUGUUGCAGAUUAUGAUUUUUAAAAAUUAAAUUAUAUAUUUUUAUAUAUUCACCUUCUGAAAUCUUGACAAUUUGAAAAUAUCAGAUAUUUCGAUGUAAAUUUAAAUCGGAGAGAAAUUAUUCAUUAAAAUUCUUUUUGUUUUCUCUUUCUUUACAAAAAAAAAAAAAAAUUACCCUAAUCAUGAUAUAUGUAUUAUGUAUGAGAUAAUAUAUUCUCAGAAUUACCGACUCCAAGUGCUGAAUUAUGGCCACUGUCAGUUUAUAAUAUACACCAAAAUAUUUUGUUAACAGCGUGUCAACAAUUCUUGGCAGAAUUCUGCUUUAUGCACAGCAUAUAACUCCUCAUAGCUUUUUAAUUUUUUGGUAUUUUCAGAAAAGUUUUGCGGAUUUGUAUUCUACAAACAGGAAUUCAUACAAUUAUGCAAAAACCAAAAUAAAAAAUAAUUUUGUUGUGUGA